Molecule: messenger RNA, 1113 nt
Organism: Dama dama (fallow deer)
Lineage: Eukaryota; Metazoa; Chordata; Mammalia; Artiodactyla; Cervidae
Gene: EVA1B
Product: eva-1 homolog B
Exons: 2
Coding region: 328-834 (168 amino acids)
Source: RefSeq, a predicted model, not a curated record
CCUCCUCCAUCGCGCUUCCCGGACGGCGAAAGCGGGCUUCUUUGGGGGACCCCACCAGGGGGCGGAGCCUCCUGCGGCUCACUCUCCGGUCCCUCAGGUUGUCGGGGCGUCCGCGCCCGGGGGAAGGACACCCCCAGCCAGGGCCCAAGUGUGCAAGGAAGUUAGGAAUCCGCUCUCUCCAGGGUGGAACCUGGCUGGGACUGUCCUUCCAGGGAGCGGAGCUGCUCCGAGGAAGAAGCGAGUCGGCAGGGUUGGCUCUAGAGAGGGCGAAGGAUCUGACCUUGCUGACCUCGCAGGCUGACAGGGGAGCUGCGCCCCCAGAGAAACAUGGAUGCCCCCCGAAGGGACAUGGAGUUGCUCAGCAACAGCCUGGCGGCCUACGCGCACAUCCGCGCUAACCCCGAGAGCUUCGGCCUCUACUUCGUGCUGGGCGUCUGCUUUGGGCUGCUCCUCACCCUGUGCCUGCUAGUCAUCAGCAUCUCCUGUGCACCCCGCCCGCGGCCCCGGGGCUCCGCCCCGCGCCGGGACCCCCGCAGCAGCACCCUGGAAGCCGAGGACGACGAGGACGACGACGACGACGAGGAGGACACAGUGACGCGGCUGGGCCCCGAAGACACGCUGCCGGGCCCCGAGCUGUCCGCGGAGCCCGAUGGGCCCCUGAGCGUCAACGUCUUCACUUCGGCGGAGGAGCUGGAGCGGGCCCAGCGGCUGGAGGAACGGGAACGGAUUCUGCGAGAGAUCUGGCGCACCGGCCAGCCGGACCUGCUGGGCACCGGCACCCUGGGGCCCAGCCCCACGGGCACGGGCACCCUGGGCCGCAUGCACUAUUACUGACCGGCCCCACUCGCGCUGCGAGAUGCUCAGCGUCCAGGACAUGUGUAGGGGCUCGGAGCUGCCCCAGGACCUUUGGACUGCCCCUGCCCACGGUGCUAUGGAGGCCCCGCCCCCACGGCUCCCCUGGUGCUAUCGGGCCUGGAUUCUGGCCCUCUGGGAGACACCCUUCCCUAGUCCAGCCAGAAGGCCCUGGGGGUAGGGUAGGACGCAGGGUCCCCUUCCCCUCUCUGGGGGACGGUUAAGAGGUGACGUGACCAAUGAAAGCUGCAUUCUCAGUGA